Molecule: messenger RNA, 744 nt
Organism: Necator americanus (New World hookworm)
Lineage: Eukaryota; Metazoa; Nematoda; Chromadorea; Rhabditida; Ancylostomatidae
Exons: 5
Coding region: 1-744 (247 amino acids)
Source: RefSeq, a predicted model, not a curated record
AUGUACGCAAAAACAAGGAGCCACGAUUGGUCGGGUGAAGACCCACCCAACAAAUUCGCGUGGAAUUCUGCUAACAAGAAGAGAAUUGUGCUUUUUCGAACAAACGAGACCAUCUUUGCCGAGAUGACUGUGGAACUUGCGAUGCUAGUGACCUGCACUCAAACUCACGUUGUACUCGUUGAUCCUAUAUCCGCUACGCUUCGCCCUCGACUGGGUUCACAAUGCCAACACCGUCGAAUCCACAACGUUUAUGUGGAGAACAAAUCGAAUUGUAUGAAUCGUUCACAUCCACUAGUGGUCAACAUCGAUCCGAUUGAUGCAAAUCCUCGUACCGAUGCAAUCAUUUUAAUUUCGUGUGCUUCCUUUAACGAAGAUCUCAUUCACGAAAGAGUGUUUUCCACUCACAUGGAUAUCCAAAUUUCUCUGAGUGCCGAUGGUUCACUCAACGUCGAACUCGUCGAGCGGGACGUACUCCUUGUCGCUGCGCGGUACGCGGUGCCCACAUUGUGUCAGGUCACCUCAGAAGAUGGCGGUGACCUAAAAAUCCUCCAACUAACCGACGUGGGCGGCUGCGUAGUUUCUUCCGAGAUCUCACCGUUCGUACGGAAGCUGACCGACCACGGCACUGCGUACUCUGCUCGUCUGAAUUCAUCCAUCUUCGCCGGGAUGGCCGCCUCACAAAUCCAGUGUUCAAUGGUGGCAUGUGGAGAGUCGUGUAUUAAUGUGGGUCAAUUAAUUAAUUAA